Messenger RNA from Halteromyces radiatus, 2533 nucleotides. RefSeq names its product putative acyltransferase. Gene Ontology annotation, cellular component: mitochondrial membrane. The transcript has 16 exons. Lineage: Eukaryota; Fungi; Mucoromycota; Mucoromycetes; Mucorales; Cunninghamellaceae. The record is from RefSeq and is a predicted model, not a curated record. The coding region runs from base 54 to 2459 and encodes 801 amino acids.
UUUUUUUUUUCUUUUCUUUUCUUUUGAAAGGUUCCCCUUUCUUUUGAUCCUUCAUGACAAGUAAAACGGAAAAACAACUUAACCAAUUGAUUGAUGUUUAUCAACACCAAGAUCAUACCAAAAUAACUUGUUCCUCUGCAGAACACCGGAAUGUUGUUGAACGUGAACCUCGUCGACUUCGUGAGGAUCCUGUUGCGUUUAUGAUGAAUCUUGGACUUUAUUACCAAGGCACAGGUUGGCGUGGUUACAAGUCGUAUAUUGGAAAUAAGGUGUUUUAUCCUGAAUUUUCUACUCGAAUGAAAGCUAUGGUGUUAUCAAGCAAACGAGUGCAAGAAAUCAUUGAUGAAUUAGCCAAUAGACAAUCUGAACGACUUCAACUGACUCAAAAUCCCAGCAAAAUGGCCAAAUUAUCUGAUGAACAGAGAUCAAAAUUAUUGCACAAACAACGCAAAGCAUUACGUCGAGAAUUGGAGGCUGUUGCCAAGGGAAUUGCUGAAAAAUGUGUAGCCAAAUUAGAUGAUAUUCGAUUUAUCCGAUUCUUUGCUUUCACGGUGAAUAACAUCUUGGUCAGAUUGUAUCAUCAAGGAAUUCAUAUCAAAGAAAGCGAAUGGGUUGAAUUGAAACGGGUUGCUUUGAUUGCUCAAGAAAAGAAACAAUCAUUAAUCUUGGUACCAUCUCACAAAUCUCAUAUUGAUUAUUUGGUGGUAUCUUACUUGAUGUUCCGUCUUGGUCUCCAAAUUCCUCAUAUUGUAGCAGGCGAUAAUCUUGAUUUGCCUAUCGUUGGAUCGGUAUUAAAAAACGCAGGUGCAUUCUAUAUCCGUCGUGAAUGGGGAGAUGAUCUCUUGUACAAGACCAUCUUGGAAGAAUAUACUGUCACUUUAUUAUCUGAAGGAAUGAAUUUUGAAUGUUUUGUGGAAGGUACUCGAUCUCGUUUGGGCAAGUUACUUCAACCAAAACUUGGUAUUAUCAAAAUUAUCUUGGAAGCCAUGAUCAAUGAACGAUUUUCCGACUGUCAUAUCGUUCCUAUUUCUAUUGGUUAUGAUAAAAUCAUUGAAACUUCAAGCUAUGCAAAUGAACUUCUUGGCAAUCCAAAAGAAAAAGAAAGCUUAUGGGGCAUUAUUACAAAUACAAGACUUUUGCAAUUGAAAUGGGGACGUGUUGAUGUUCGCCUCGGCAAGCCGUAUUCCUUACGUGGUUGGUUGGAAGAUCAACAAAAAAAAAAAGAUGAUCGAAUAACUCCAAUAAUAUUUUCUCUGCAUAGUCCGAUGGAUCUGACGGACAACAGUCAAAAAGCCAUUUUAUUGAAAUCUCUUGGUUAUCGAAUCUUAUCUGAUAUCAACAAUGUAUGUGUAGUGAUGCCUUCAGCUUUGGUAGGAACGGUAAUCUUGACAUUGCGUGGACGUGGUGUUGGUCGAAGUGAAUUAAUUCGUCGUGUGGAUUGGUUGACCCGGAUCAUUGCCGUUAAAGGAGGUCAAGUAUCUGAAUUCCAUGGUAUGUCUACUGGAGCUAUUGUGGAUCGAACGGUUGCAAUUCAUAAAGAUUUGAUUGGCGAACACAAAGGAAAGGAUAUUCUGGAACCUACCUUUUAUGGUAUCAAUCCUUUUGAACUAUCUUAUUAUCGCAACCAAGUGAUCCAUUUAUUUGUUGAAGAAGCUAUUGUAUGUGCUGCUUUGUAUACAGUGAUCAAGAAGGGAGGUGGCAAGGCAAUGCAACGAAUGAAAUAUGAUGAAAUGCUGGAAGAAAUCUCCUUUUUAUCAAGUCUUCUCAAGCUGGAUAUGAUCUAUAAACCUGGUGGAGUCGAAAACAAUACUCAACGUACAGUUCAAUGGUUAGUAGAUAAUCAAGUGAUUGAAGUGGAUCAAGAAGGUUGGGUAGGAUUAUCCGAUGUUGAAAGGCAAUGUGGUCGUGAAAAUUAUGACUUUUUAUGCUUCUUGAUUUGGCCAUUUGUUGAAUCUUAUUGGCUGGCUGGUGUUAGUUUAUUCUCUUUGGCCCCUCCUAACAUUAAUGGCUCUCCUGCUGAAGGUACUAUUUGGGUAGAAAGCAAAUUAUUUGAAAAACGAUCACAAGCCCUAGGUAAAACACUUUAUUAUCAGGGCGAUUUGAGUUAUCUUGAAGCCGUCAAUAAGGAAACUCUAUCUAACGCAAUGACUCGAUUUGAAGAACAAGGUGUGAUUGUGAAACGACGUCAUUUUGAUCGAAAACAAUGGUCUGAAAUCUCUUUGCAUGAUGAUUACAUUCCUCAACGUUUGAAUGGGGUUCUGACACCUCGUGGACAUCUUUGGGAACUGGUUGAAAGGAUUGGCAAGUUUAGACGAGAAGGCAAGAAUAGACGUGACAAUGCUACAGUCAGUACACGGGUAAUACGAUUGGCAGAUAUCCUUGGAGAAGAUAAUUUACAACCAUCAGCUAACCAAAAGGCAUUAAUGAAGAAACGAACUCAAGAGAACGCAAAACUUUGAUGGAUCUCUCUUUCUGAAUGAUACUCUUAUUCUGUAGUUUAAUAUCUCUUAUCUCUUUUUUUUUUUUUUUUUUU